Mercurialis annua (annual mercury) is the source of this 1375-nucleotide messenger RNA. RefSeq lists its product as uncharacterized. NCBI's taxonomy places the organism in Eukaryota, Viridiplantae, Streptophyta, Magnoliopsida, Malpighiales, Euphorbiaceae. The record is from RefSeq and is a predicted model, not a curated record. The transcript is spliced from 4 exons. Bases 242 to 1072 code for a protein of 276 amino acids.
UCUCUCAUAACAUUCAUCUUCAACCUUCUACAUUCAAGAACAUGGAGAAAAUAGGGUUCAUGAUUUAGUUUCAAACUUAAGGACCCACUUCUAAGAAGGAUUAAAUUGGUCAUCUAGCAUCCAAUUGAAGCUGAAAUUGAGAUUCUACGCUUUAUCGGAUUGGAGAAUUAGAAGAAUUGGAGUUAAUCAACGGGCUAGUUUAUAUUUUGCAAUUGGAAAAUUUGGAUUUAAGCGAUUGAGUAUGCCUGGAUAUAGGAGAGCACGAGUUUAUGCACUGUUUGAUGAGGAGGAAGCGCCUCCUGCUCAACAAGUUAGGCUAGGCAAUGGUGGGCCACCUGAAGUCCAUCAAAAUGGGUUUUUAGCUGAUGGCGAAGGAUCGCCAGAAAUCCAUCAGAAUGGGGUCAUGAAUAAGGGAAAUGGAAGAGUUGAAGCUCGGGUUAGAUCAGUAACACCCGAAGAGUUACCUGUAGGGGAGGAAGAAGAGCCUAGUGAGGAAAGUGAACAAGAAGAGGAUCCAUCGGAAGAUCCUUCAGAAGACUCUGACGUUGAGGUGUUUAGGAGCGGGCAGUUUUGGUCCGAGACUCAUAGGUACCGUGAUCAUAGAGAAGUAGCUGCUUUGAGGGCCAAUCAGGCGGAGGCAAGUUUGAAUAGCCUCAGAGCAAUGUUGAACACCUAUUCUAGGGGUGUGCUCUCUAUAGAAACUUACACUAGUGAGUUUCUUCGUAUGAUGCAAGCGGUUCCGCAAACUGGUAGGGAUAAUGAGGAAGUGAACCGUCGCUAUGUUAGAGGCUUGGGACCGGACUUUGCUGAGUUGUUUGAUUUCACAGAUGAACAUAUGGGAUCAAUAGCUAGUAGGGCCGCGGAAAUAGUAAGUGAGCGUGAGUGGAAUGAUAAUCCUGUCCAGCCUUUUUAUUUCCCUCGUGAGAGGCCAGUGUCUCCGGUCCAUAGAGAUGAAGCUUCCGGAUCGGUAGCUAGGGGAGUUAACGCUCCAAGGCGAGCUAGAGGACCUAGGAUGAGGGUAGUGCGUCGAGGACGUAGGGCACCUGGUCAAGCCGCACCAGGCGUUCAGUAGAUAGCGAUCAGGUCGAGCCUCCACUCCUUGUUUCGGAAGGCUCCUUACUUUUUGCGUGUACAGCUUCUGACUCUCUAGCGCUGCAGUAGUUCAGACGUAUACUUUUGUCGAGGUCCUAUUAGCGGUUUAUUGUAUUUUGGUUUAGUAACCGCUCAUGUCUAUAUCCUUUUGUUAGGCCUCGUUUUCUGAUUAACAAACAAACAUCAGAGGUAGCUUUAGUUUAAAACGCUUAAUAUAUGUAUUUUGUAAAUGCUUAGAAUGAUACUUAGCGAUAUUUAUAUAUAUGUGUGUGCGGUUGUACAA